Molecule: messenger RNA, 9011 nt
Organism: Vespa mandarinia (Asian giant hornet)
Lineage: Eukaryota; Metazoa; Arthropoda; Insecta; Hymenoptera; Vespidae
Product: protein DOP1 homolog
Biological process (GO): Golgi to endosome transport
Cellular component (GO): endosome; trans-Golgi network
Source: RefSeq, a predicted model, not a curated record
UACUGCAUAAGCAUAUAGAAUAAGGUGUUAAGAGCGGGCAGGAAGUAGUGAGAACGAAGAAGAGUAAGAAUAAGGGAAGAAAGGGAGAUACAACUUGAGUAUAUGUGAUAAAAAAUUCGAAGAAACGAAAAUUUUUCUAUAUUUUUUAUGGAUUUAAUUCUACUUUGUAAAAAUCUGGAAGAUAGCGAAUCCUGCAAGUGGUUUAUCGUAAUUCACAUUAUCCCCAUGAUAUUGAAUCAUAGUGGAACAUGUUUUUAUUUACUUAUAACACGUGCCAUAUAAUAAGAAUUACUUAUAAUAUAAAAGAACUGUCAAAGUUACCAUCAAUGUAUCAUAUAACUGAUAAUGUAAAUAGAUCUUAAUUAUAAUUAAAAGCUAGAAAAUAUUUUAUUUAAACAGAUUAAUACAUAAUCAAUAAUCAUGGGUUCCAUCACUAUGGAAGAAUGUGAACUUAUGAAAGAUUCUAAAUAUCGCGUCUAUGUCUCUGCUGUAGACAAGGCUUUAAAAAAUUUUGAAUAUACUAGUGAAUGGGCAGAUCUUAUUUCUGCGCUUGGCAAAUUAAACAAAGUAUUAUUAAAUCAUAUGAAGUUUCCAGUAAUUCCAAGGAGAAUAAAAAUAUCAAAGAGAUUAGCACAAUGUAUGCAUCCUGCUUUGCCUUCUGGCGUUCAUUUAAAAGCUUUGGAAACUUAUGAUACCAUUUUUAAAUGCAUGGGUACAAAUAGACUUAGCCAUGAACUUUUUAUAUAUAGUGCAGGUCUUUUCCCAUUAUUGGGUCAUGCUGCUAUGAAUGUAAGACCAUCUUUAUUGACUGUAUAUGAAACUCAUUUUGUACCCCUUGGAGAAAGAUUAAGACCAGGAUUGAGUGGAUUUUUAAGUGGCGUACUUCCUGGCUUGGAAGAUGGUUCUGAUCAUUUUGAUAGAACUAACUCUCUGUUAGAGAAAGUAUGUGAAGGAGUAGGUGCAGAGCAUUUUUAUGCAUGCUUAUGGGAUUGUUUGGCUUCAAAUUCUGGAAUACGUUUACCUGCUAUAUCUUUUGUACUGUCACAUUUGAAUAAAAAAAUACCUAUGGAAGAGCAGAAAUUUAUUAUGGGUACUGACAGUGAUAUUAUGAUUACUGCGUUAUGCGCUGGAGUACAGGAUAACUCAGUUCUAGUACAAAGAAGUGCUUUGGACUUAUUAUUGGUUGGUUUUCCUGUACACAAUAGUUUAUUGUUAUAUAAGGAUAUGGUAUUAUUAAUUACAGCUGCUCUUACUACGAUAUUGAGAAGAGACAUGAGCUUGAACAGGCGUCUAUUUGCAUGGCUUUUGGGAACUGAAGUAAAUACAUCAAUCUUAAAAACAAAAGCUCCUUCAACGACCAAUGAAGUUCUAGAGGAUGCAGCUACUUAUUUUGAUACAUAUGCAAAAGAAAUGUUAAUUGAAGCUAUUAAAUCAUUAUUGAAAAAUAGUUGCGAAGAAAAUCCUCAAGAUUUAAAACCAUAUAGAAUAUUAGUUUCAUUAUUAGAUAAAUCAGAUAUUGGACCAAUAAUCUUAGAUGACAUUUUGUUUGAAAUAUUUAGAACUUUUUAUAUUGCUUGCGGACAGUCAAGUAGAAUACCAAAAACCAAUGAAGUGGUCAAAUCAGCAAAUUUGCUAUUUUCAACAUUAGAACCGUCUUAUGUUUGGAUACAUUGUGGUUUUUUGUUUGAAAAAGCUUGUCAAGCUAGGAUUAAAACUCAGUGUGAAAUCAAAGAGACAAUUGUUAAAUCUAUUGGUUGUGGAAUGCCAAAUUUGAUUGAAAUAUGCAUAUUAACAGAAUUUCUAUUAGAUACUGUAUCAUUGGACACAUUUAUAGAUACCCCUUCUGAUCAUUUACCUACUUUGUUUUACAAUAUUAUUAGUAAAUUAUUGUGCCAUAUUGAUCUGCUUUCUUGUAUGGAAAUCUCAAAAAGUCUUCAACUAUGUGCAAAGAUUCUAUCCAAAGUACAACCAACAGUAGCGACAACACAAACAGACAAGCGUGAAAUAGAUGCAAAAUUGGAUUCUUCUCAAAAUAAUGCUACUACAAGUAGCAAUGAUAAUUCUUUGAUUGCAAUUCCAUUAGAAAAAAGUCAGUCAGAUAGUAAAUUAAACAAAGCUGAUACUAUGAAUAGUUCUUAUAAUGAAAAAAGUCCAAAUCUUAGAAGAAGAGCAAAUUCUGGUGGUACUACUAAAAGAAUUGAAAAAAAAUCUAAGAAGAAAGGAAGUAGAAGUACUUCUAAACUGAAUGAUGCUUCUGUAACACAAACUGACAACAUUAAUGCUUCAAUUAAUGAAGAUUUUAAAUUAUUAUCAAGAAAUAAAAGUAUGGAAAAUAUACAAACAAAUUCUGAAGAAAAAGAGCAAAAUGCGUUGGAAGAAAAAUCAACGAUAUUAAAUCGUAAUUCUGUGUACAAUUAUAUGGAUUCUACGAAUUCAUUAAUAAAAGAAACAUCUUCAGCAUUUCAAGCUCAACAUUCGAUGCUGGAAAAAUGUUUACGUCAAUAUGAAAUUUUUUAUGUGAAAUUAAUUAGUAACAGAGUACUUGCUAAAGAAAAGACUGUACAGAAUAUGUUUGAUAGUUUAUUAAUUUCUUGUCCUAGAGAAAGUUUUAACGAAAGAAUGCAUUAUUUAGAACUUCUAUUGAACUCCAGAUUAAAUUUGGAAGAUUCUGGGUUCUUCAGUCAAGAUUUAUCUGUUGUUGAAGACAUUAAAUGUUUUGAUAUUCUUCACUCAUAUACUGACACAAUAGCUCAAUCUGAAUGGGAAGAAUCUGUUAAAAUUGCAUCAACUUUACUUGUUGAAUUAUCAACUUUCCCAAAAUAUUUUCUUUCUGGAGAUGGUUUAUUGCUGGAAGAUGAACCAAAAGGAACAAUUGUCUUUCCUGAUUGGCUAAAGGUCUUGAUUGUUUGUGCUUGCUGGUUAGGAAAACAACCAACAUUGCAAUUAACGAGUAUUGCAACAUUGCUAGAUUUAAUAGCAUUGUUAAAGGCACAUAGUGAUAUAGAAAUAUAUCCAAAAAGUGGAGAAGGUGUAACAACUGUAGUUAUGAUACCAUUAUUAAAACAGUGGCAUAUAACUUACUUAAUACAAUAUACCAACGUAUUUCAAGUGUUAGCACAUUCUUUGUGGCAUCAUCUUGGUGAGUUACCUGCUCAUAAAUACAGGAUGAGAUGUGUUGAGUUAAUGCAUGAAUUACAUCAUGCUUUACAUGAUUCCUGUGAUGCCGUUGAAGAUGUAAUAGGAUCUGCACUUGCAUCUGAUAACAUGGAGAAAAAGAUAGAAGCGUUCAAUAGAUUUGCAACCUUAUGGCACCUUGGACGAGAAAUUGAAACAAAUCCUAGACUACGCGGAUGCUUACGAGCAUUCGACCAGUCCUUGUUAAAAAUGUUAGAUAAUCUUCAAUUAUCAGAUAAUUCACCAUUGAAAUUACUUGCACAGUCGUGGCUUCUUCAUUCACUUAUGCGAGGAGAUAUUUCUCGUAUAUUGGAUCCAUUACUAACUAUGUUAUUAGAUCCGUCUACAUGUCGUAUGAGUGUCCUCCAUGUUAGUAUACAACAUAGUAAUACUGUUUUAACAAAAAAUGAUCCUGUUGAAGAAAAAUCUGAAAUACAAGAUGAUACAGAAGGUGCUGCUAAGAUAUAUGCAAUUAGUUCUGUAGAUGGUAAUGUUAUAUAUCAUGUUAGCGAUGGCAUGAAUGAGGAUAAAAAAUCAAAAAAGGAAAAAAAGAAAAAAAAAUCUAUAAAUCCUGUAAAAGUAAAAAGAAUAUUUGCUGUUACGACAUUAGCUACUGGUGAUAAUUGUAAUCACUAUGUUACUGAACGAAAUCAGUUUAUGAAAGAAUUAGAAGUUCCACCUAGUAUUUCUGGCAAUCGUAAAAUUUCAGUAUUUGUAAAUCCUCUGUCAAUAAAUUGUAACGAAAAUUCAAAUGAUUCGUUAACAGAGGAUGACUCUUUUUCCAGUAUGAAAAAAUCAAAUUUGACAACAGAAAUAUUAAAAAAUGCUACUAGAUUUAAAAAAAUAGAUUUUGAUAAAGGCUCUACAGCUAGUCUUGAUGAGAGUCUCUUUGAAUCUGCUAAUUCAAGUCUCAAAGGAAAGGACAAAAAUGCUUUAAAAAAAAUGAAUGGCGACAUAGGCUCAUCAUUGGAUUCUAUUACAAAUAGUUUUGAUUCUAGUAGUCCAGAAAUAAACAAUAAGCAAAAUAAGCCAAAAAAGGAACAUAUUAUGAUAUCAGGUGGUUCAAGAGAAGUAGCAGGAACUAUUUUAAAAGGCAAAUAUCAAAGUACUAAUGAAUUUACAACAGGCUAUGAUGUACAUGAUGUAGGAAGCUUUGAAACAAGUGCUGAAGUUCCUAGUUGGACAAUGGAGGGUGAAGAAGGUGAUAUUGACUUGAGUACUACAGCAGAAGAAUAUUUCAGUAAUUCUAGUACAACUAGCAUUGUAGAAGAAAUAUUGAAUGAAGUUCUUGAUCGAGUAAUGCAAAUAUGUGAUGUUGAAACUAGUAAGAAUACGGAUGACGUUAUACAAAAUAAUGUAAAAGUAAAUCGCAAUUCUGGGGUAGGUGUUCACAAUCUUCACUCUCAUAUGCUUCUUUAUUGUGGAGUAUAUGAUUCAACAAGAACCUUAUAUGCUUUACGUACAUUGAGAAAUGAACUUAUAACAAAUACUAGAAUGUUUCUGUGUUGUGCGGCAACAACUGGUGUCGCUAAUGCCACAAAAAAUACAACACUAUUAAAUUUAUUAGCUAGACAUAGAAAGAGUGUAUUUGGAAGAAACUUUCAUGGUGAUGUAGCUUAUACAGAAUUUAUAGCAGCCUACAGAAGUAGCAUGUAUUUGGAAGUUUUAAUUAGUGUCUGUCUUUAUUUUGCUAGAAGUUAUUAUCCUAAUUUAGGACAAAUGAGACUCACACAAGAAGAAAUUUCUGGAAAUCGACAAGUACAACUUGCAAGUGCAGAACUAUUAACUUUAAUAUUUUCUGAACUAAUUCAUAUUGUACGAGAUUCUGGAAAAGGUUUUAGUUGUUAUAUAGUAGAUUUACUCGCUAAAUGCAAAGUGCAAAAAGUUGCACUUCAUUGUCUUGUAUCAAGUGUGAUGAGUAUGAAAAAUGCAAAUAAAGAAAAUGAAGAAAUCUUUACAUUCACAGAAGAAAUAAUAUCGUUUAAUGAUCCUAUUAUAGAAAAUGAAAUUAAUAAAUGCAAAUAUAGAGCAAGUGAUCACACUGAAGCUUUUCAAAUACAACUCUUAAGGUUGUUGUUAGCUUUGAUAAUGUUAGAACAUCAAUGUAGUAUACAAAAAGGAGAAGAAAUUGGUGUUAUGACAACAUCUAUACCAAGUACCCCAACUCGAUCCGUUUCAAGCUUAACAGCUAAUAGCUUGAAAUAUGUACCUGGUAUUCCAAUUCCACAACAGUCAAUGUUUCUUAACAGCAUUCUUAGUGCAUUACAAUUGGAACAUAUGAGACAUCUGCAUCAACAUUGGACAACUCUUGUUACAUCUAGCCUGCCAUUUAUGGGUUCAUCAUUAACGUCUAUAGUAACAUCAGUAAUUCAUCAACUGUGUUAUAAUAUUGAACAUUUAGCUUCUUAUUACAUCAAUGAAGAAGCAACUCUGCUUUCAAAAUUGCAAGAUAUAAGCACAGUUGAAUGCUGUUUACCUGCUGAUUAUACAGUCACGCAUUUAGAAGCACUAACAUUUUUGCUUCAUUAUUGUUUACUGGAUACUUCACAACAAAUUGGUUUCUCAUUUAAUCAACCAUUAAGUGGUACCGUUCAAACUGGUGUACCUGGUGCAAAUCCUGGACAAAUUUUUAGUAAUCUUAUUCAUGUUUUUAUGCCAAGUCCGCUUUCGUCGGAACUUACAUCAAAAGAGAAAAAUGGGGCAAAUGAAUUACAUCAACAUGCGAGAAGAACAGCAUUGAGUCAUUUACCAAGAAUAAUUGCUUCACUUUCAACUUUAUGGCAAGCAGUUUUAGCUACAAAGGACAAUGAACAAGCAACUUGUGUAGUUGGCAGUCCAAGAAUAGUGAAGCAUCAACUAUUAGAACUUUUAUCACCUAUAUCUUUUCAUCAUGGAGUAAAUUUUCUUGCUGCAGUUGCAGUUGCUUGGCAUGAAAGGCGACAAUCUACUGCUUCUUCAAAGAAGGUACUCCCAGAAGCUUGUCCAAAUCAACAAGUAAUGGUACAUUUAGUUAGUGCCAUACGUGUUAUACCAAUUGAUACAUUAGUUCAAACAGUACAUCAAGUAGUAAAGACGCCACCCCCAAUUCAUGGUGUUAAGCAAGAUUUUUCAUUAGAAGUUUCUGUAUUAGAAUUACUUUAUGUUUACAUGCAAAGUAAUGCUUCACAGUCACUUAUUGAAUCGUGGGCAUCAUUACUUGGUUUAUUGAAAGAUGGUUUAUCCUUAACAGCACCUGCUCAAUUCUUAUUAUUAGCAAUCUUAAAUGAAUAUGUACAAAAAUGCCCUCCCAUGCAAGAGAAAAAAGAUAUUAGAGACUUACAAGAUGUAUCUGCAAAGUUAAUUGAAUCAUGUUCACAAAUAGCUGGAGCAUGUUUAGAACAAACAACAUGGUUAAGAAGGAAUUUAGCUGUACGCGAAGAUGUUUUUGAAGUUGUUGAAGGUUCUUCGGAAGGUAAAGAAGGCAAAAGUGGUGCUGUAACACCAGGCACACCUCCAAAUGUAGCUUAUAGUGUUCAAGCACAAGGAGUUUUGGCUGAAAUAUUAGCACCUUUAUUAGAUGUCAGUUAUGGCUCACAAGAAAAAGAAAGAGUUGUUACGUUACUUACGAAUCUUAUGUAUAAUGUUACACCAUAUCUUAAAAAUCAUACGAUGAAAAAUAUUGCAUCAUUCACAGCUUGUUCUCAAUUACUAAGUUCUCUUUCCGGAUAUCAAUACACUAGAAAAGCUUGGCGUAAGGAUGUGCUUGAUUUAUUACUUGAUCCUGCAUUCUUUCAAAUGACGCCUGCAUGUUUACCAUAUUGGAGAACAAUUAUAGAUAAUCUAAUGACACAUGAUAAUACCACUUUCCGAGAUUUAAUGAAUCGCGUUUCAAUGGCACAAAGUAGCAGCAUUAGUAUUUUUUCCACGAGAGAACAGGAAUAUGAACAAAAAGCACAACUUUUGAAGAGAUUGGCUUUUGUAAUUUUAUGUAGUGAGAUGGAUCAAUAUCAUAAAUAUAUGCCAGAAAUUCAAGAACGACUUGCUGAUAGUCUACGUCUACCGCAAGUGAUACCAUCAAUUCAGGCACAAGUAUUUUUGUGUUUUCGAGUAUUACUUUUACGAAUGUCACCACAACAUGCUACUUCUCUGUGGCCUGUUAUAGUCAGUGAACUUGUACAAGUUUUCCUAUACAUCGAACAUGAAUUAAACACAGACAGCGAGGAAUUUAGUCGUCAGAGCAGUUCACAUAUAAAAGUAAUCUCUGUUUUGGAUUCUUCUUGGGCUAUAAAUGCUAGCAAUGGUCUGCAAGCUCAUGGUCAUCCACACUGGUUACAGUUACAACUUGCUGCUGCUAAACUAUUAGAUCUUGUGUUAUUACUUCCAGCACACAGAUUACCGCAAUUUCAAAUGUAUAGAUGGGCAUUUGUCGGUGAUGCUGCAGUAGGAUGUUCAAAUAAUAAUAAUCUCUCUUCUGAUUUUGUGCCACACAUAACAAGGAUAGCAAAGCUUAUGGAUAACAAGUACAAACAGGAAACACCUGUCUCACAGAUAACUCCAGGAGAACUGAUCUUAACAUCCAAUUCAAUACGUUCCUUGCAAGAUUUGCAUCAUUUUUUUACUAGGCUUAGUCGUAAAUCAAAUAACGUUUGUGCUCCUAUCAAUAAUAUACAAUUGGAAAGUGUAAUAGAACAAGACUUUUUAGAAAAAAUGCCGGCCGUACCUGCGAGGUAGUAAGAAUAUAUACAAAUUUACUUGUCUUUCAAGCAAAAGAGAUAUAUAAUUCAGACUUUGUAAGAUUCUUUAUUCUUUUAUAUCUUUUAAUAUGAUAAUAUGUAAUUGUUAAUCAAUGUAUUAGAUAAAGAAAAGAAAUUAUUAUUCUUUUUCUGCUUAAUAUAUUAUUCAUUGUUUUAAAAAUUGUAAAGCUUUGUUGUAUACUAUACUAAAUGUUAAAGGAUUCAUCUAUAUAACAUAAUUUAAUCCAAGUUAAUUUUAAUUUGUAUUAGCUAAGCUCCUCAUUCGGUUGUGAGUAGUUAUUCAAGCGUAUGAUGCACUAUACUAAGAUUUGACUGGAAUAUUUAUCCAGGGAAAUAUAUAGUUUAUAUUAUAAUACUUGUGUGUAAAUGAAAAAAUUGCUUCAUUCAUUUACAUAAUCAUUGAUACAGUUCAAUUGUACAGGAUAAUUUUCUAUAUAUCUGUACUUUUCUUAUGAGGAUGAUAAUUACAGAGAGAAAGAUGUUUUUACAUCAAGUUUAUUUUUUCAUUACUGUAUAAAAUUAUUCUUAAAUGUAAAGAAAAUAUUAUAUAUAUAUAUAUAAAAUAAUAUAAUUCAACACUGCUUCUUGUUAUAAAAGCUGUACUAUACAGGGUUGUUUACAUAAUUGAAACUACUUGGAUAAUUGCAUAAAUAUUAAUAUUAAUUAAAUAUUUAAAUUAAAAAGAUCUUAUCGUUAUCUAUAAUUUUGUGAAUAUAGCGUCAUCUAUCAUUUUUUUCGUAACAUACAUAUGUAAUAGAUAAUAAUAAAACAAAUUUAAUUAUGUUAAAUAACAGUUUUCAAGUAAAUUUUUGUAUUGAUAUUUUCUCUAACUUUUUUUAUAUAGAAUUAUUGAAUUCUAUUAUAAAAACCAAGAAUGGUAUUGAAAUUAAGAAUUUACAAACAUUCAAAAAUAUUAUAAUUAUUUGUUAAUUAUAUAAUAUUCAUCUAAAUCAUUUUUUGUUACGAUUAAUAUUUAUAUAUUUAUCGAAUUGGUUGUAGUUAUCUAAACUAUCUUGUAUAAUGUAAUAUAAAAUACUUAUCUAAAAACUGUCUACUAUAGAAAAUCAAAUAUAUUAAAUUAAUAAAAUUAUAUAUGUAUAUAUA